UAGGAGGGUCUCCCGGCCCCCCGCCCCCCUCCCCAAACCUGCUGUCACUCGGCCUCUGCCUGUCGGAGAAGAUGGCAGUGAGCUUCGAGGACGUGGCUGUGUACUUCUCCCCGGAGGAGUGGGCCCGCUUGGGGCCCGCCCAGAGGGCCCUGGCCCGGGACGUUAUGUGGGACAACUACCGCGCUCUGGAGUCGCUGGGCCUCCCAGUUCCCGCUGCGGCGGUGCUAUCCCGGAUGGAGUGGCGAGGCGGGCCCUGGGCAGCCCAAGACAGACUGGUACCUGAGGAGACCCUCCGGAACACAGGCCCUCCGCGGGACAACCCGGCAUCCCCGGCGACCCCGGCGACGCCGAAGCCGUCCCGCCCCUUCACCUGCCCGACGUGCGGCAAGUCGUUCCGGCAGCACCGCAACCUGACCAGCCACCUGCGGACGCACACGGGGGCCCGGCCCUACCGCUGCCCGGACUGCGGCAAGGCCUUCAGCCGCGGCUCCCACCUGACCAUGCACAGGCGGACCCACACGGGCGAGCGGCCGUACCGCUGCCCCGACUGCGGGGACAGCUUCGGCCUCAGUUCCACCCUGGUCACCCACCAGCGCACGCACACGGGCGAGAAGCCCUACGCCUGCCCGCAGUGCGGCAAGAGCUUCAGCCAGCGCUCGGCCCUGAGCAUGCACCAGCGCACCCACACCGGCGAGAAGCCCCACCCCUGCCCCCAGUGCGGCAAGCGCUUCAACCGCGGCUCCACCCUCAUCGCCCACCAGCGCACCCACACCGGCGAGAAGCCCUACAAGUGCCACGACUGCGGCUCGGGCUUCCGCUACCGGGCCCAGAUGGUCAAGCACCGGGGCCGCUGCGGGGGCUGGGCCGGGCCGGCUGGCCUCUGGUUCCCCCCACCCCGCUGCUAUGGUAUCGGGGAGCCGGAGCCCGCUCCCCCCGUCAUCCCGCCGCUACAGAAUCCAUAG
Messenger RNA from Ornithorhynchus anatinus (platypus), 962 nucleotides. Its product is annotated as zinc finger protein 205-like. Bases 72 to 962 code for a protein of 296 amino acids. Lineage: Eukaryota; Metazoa; Chordata; Mammalia; Monotremata; Ornithorhynchidae. Gene Ontology annotation, biological process: regulation of DNA-templated transcription. The record is from RefSeq and is a predicted model, not a curated record. The transcript is spliced from 5 exons.